This is a messenger RNA of Homarus americanus (American lobster), 2461 nucleotides long. Its product is annotated as homeobox protein HOX3-like. Gene Ontology annotation, biological process: regulation of DNA-templated transcription. The transcript is spliced from 3 exons. NCBI's taxonomy places the organism in Eukaryota, Metazoa, Arthropoda, Malacostraca, Decapoda, Nephropidae. The record is from RefSeq and is a predicted model, not a curated record. Gene Ontology annotation, molecular function: sequence-specific double-stranded DNA binding; DNA-binding transcription factor activity, RNA polymerase II-specific. The coding region runs from base 817 to 2094 and encodes 425 amino acids.
UCGGCGCUAGCACCUGGAGCGAGCGGCGAGGGGCGCGCCAGAUGGUUUGACACGACAACGGCGCGCCAGAGUUUAUGAUCGUCCGCGGGGCCUCCAUGCCUCCUCCUCCUCCUCCUCACAGCACCCCCCGCGUCCUCCCCUCACGCCACCUCCGAAUGUUAACAGCUAUUUAGAGUGUUUCCCGAAAGUGGCACAGACGAGGCAGCCAGCGAACUCCUUCAACCAAUACAAGUUGGUUUAUUUCGCUUCACCUGGACGAUCUAAAUAUUUUUUCAAAGUUUCUUUUCGCAAGUGUUGACAAGUUUUGUUGCCUUGGUGAUAUAACCUGGACGCGGCCACCUGCGGGCGAGUCUCACUUAGACGGACAUGACAGUGUGAGGAGGUUUUAGUGAGGUUUGUGUUUGGACGGUGUUGGGAGACCUCAACUACCCGGCGUGGAGGUGGGCGUGGUGUGGCGUGGACUGACUUAAGCGAGCUCUGCGCCGCGUGGUGUGAGCGGUGCCUGGCGUGGAGUGGAUUAAGCACCACCGCCGCACGACGCCGUUCACGUUGGCGUUGUGAGAACUUUUCGACUUGAACUCCGCGUCACGCCCGCGGUAACAGCCGUGGUGUGUCCUGUGGGUGUGGAGCAAGAGGCCGAGGUACGGGCGUGAAGGAGGUGGUGGGCGUGUAUCAAAAGACAAUAGACGUUGAAGCUGAGGCUUGGGCGUGGACCCAGACAUUGAGGUGCACGGGCGUAUACGAAAGGUGAGGUGGGCGUGGCUACGGCACGGGCGUGGAUCAAGAGCCUGAGACGCGGGCGUGGACGUGGGCGUGAUGGGUGAGCCCCGAGGCUUGAGGGGGGAGCUCCACCUGCCAGGACUCGGUUACCUGCACCCCGUCCACGUGCUGUCGCAGCUGGCCAGACCUGUCCCUUUACCCAUGGGCGUGCCCCCCUUCACCCUCACCCCACCCAUGCCUCACGCCCUGAAGAUGAUGGGCGGGGGCAUGGGCAUGUACCCGUGGGGCCUCAAUCUACAGACCUCCAUGUUGGGGUCGAUGCGCCCCGGAGGACCCACCCUUGGCCGAGGUCUUCCUUCUCCUGACCGUCACCUCCAACACCAACCUGACGAUGGUAAAGAAUGUGAGGACGGCAGCGUGGACGGUGACGCGGCGGCCAAGCGGCGACGGUCAAGGACCAACUUCAACUCUUGGCAGCUGGAGGAGCUGGAGCGAGCCUUCGAGGCCUCUCACUACCCCGACGUGUUCAUGAGGGAGGCUCUGGCCAUGAGGCUUGGACUAACGGAGAGUAGAGUCGCCGUGUGGUUCCAGAACCGACGGGCUAAGUGGCGUAAGAAAGAACACACGAGGAAGGGUCCGGGGCGCCCCGCCCACAACGCCCACCCACAGUCCUGCUCCGGGGAGCCCAUCCCUCCUGACGAACUGGAGCGCCGGGAACGACUCCGUCGGGAGAAGAAAAUGCUGAAGCAGCUGGAGCGUCAACAACGUAAGUUGGCUCUCAAGGGCGUCCACGUGACCCUCGAGCAGCUGCGACGCGAGUACGAGAACCAGCACAAGCCGGAGCCCGAGAUCGAUGUGGUGGGUGAGUCCGGGCAGGAGCAGCGGACACAGCCGCAGGAGACCACCGUCAAGAGACCGACCUUCUCUAUUGAGAGCAUCCUGGCUCCUUCCCGCCCCGAGGACCGCGGCCCGCCCUCACCAGGCACUCUCCUGAGAGGGGCUCCCACUCCCCCUCCCACACCCCAGGACAUCCGGCACCCUCUUCACCUACAGACCAAGCACGAGAUGCAGGACCCAGCAUCAGACUGCGACAUACCAGAAGCGUCAGGAGAACACUUCUCGGCGUAUAACUCAGACGACCAAAGCCUAACACACCAUCACUCCGAGGCGCCCUCAAGAGUAGACUCACUAGGUACAGUGGAUUCACUAGAUCCUUUAAGUACAAUGGACAUACAUGCUGCCUCAGGUCCGCUGGCUUCUCUAGACACGUCAGGUAAAGCCGAUGACUCACGAGACAAACUCGAGGUGGGAGCAUCUGUGGGCUGCAAACCCGAGGAGCUGCCUGGAGAAGACGCAGACGGACGAGAGUGCUGAUUCUUCGUCAGUAUCACUAGUCAGAAAAAAUCCUGAAGUCCGUAAUAUGAUGAUGACGUCACCUGGGUGUCACAAGUGUUUACGGUCAGAUGUUUUUAAGUAAUUAUCUGAGAAUAAACUAAAGUUAGUGACUCGGGAAGUGUUAACUAUUUUCUCAGUCUUCACAAGUCUUGAACGUCAGCUCUUCUAUGCCCUUUAUAUUCUUUAGCAUUAACCUUCGUCUGUCCUGAGUGAACUAAAACAACCACAACCAAAAUCUAUCUUUAAAAUGUCCUAAAAACUGAAUAUCUUCUUUCCAUUAAUUACUAAGGGUCCUCCACCACCACCACCACCACCACCACCUCCACCUCCUCCACCUCCACCACCA